This is a messenger RNA of Lethenteron reissneri (Far Eastern brook lamprey), 3635 nucleotides long. Its product is annotated as mucin-5AC-like. Lineage: Eukaryota; Metazoa; Chordata; Hyperoartia; Petromyzontiformes; Petromyzontidae. The record is from RefSeq and is a predicted model, not a curated record.
AUGGUUAACUUUCUCAUUAAACGUGAGACCGCUGCCUGGGACGGUGCCCUGGCCGGAGAGGAAUCCGUCCGAACUCCUCGGCCCUCCGAGCUCGGACCUGGUGAAGCGCGUGCGCUGAACCACGGCGCCCGCGGAGAAGGGAGCACGUCGCUCACGUCCGCGGCGUGGAGCAGCUCCGCGCCGCCGUCGCAGAGACUCGGCUCCCCCACGCACGAUGGAAGAACGUUCACAGGGGCGCAGCUGCCUUCGACGGUGGCGGCGGCCGUGGGAAGCGAUGCGGCGGGUACGGCGGCGGAGGAGGACAGCGGCCGGGCGAGCGGCGCCUAUUGGGGUGGUGAAUCUCCAGCGAGCGACGUCCCAUGCGUCGCCACGGCCUUUGCCCGGGGCGGCGACGCCGACGCGACAGCUACGGCCCUCGAUCCCUCGCUCUGCAACGUCACGCGGACGGACGCCGCGCCCGACCGUCUGUCCGUCGACGUGCGCACCCAGCGCACCGAGUGGCAGCUCUUCACGUCCUCCCUGAGACACCUGCACCACGAGACCAACGAGCCGCUCAAUGAACUCAGGCGCCUGGGCUCCGCGUCUGGGACGGCGAGGACCCCCCUCCUCCUCCUCCUGCCACCCCCGCCGCCUCUCCCGCCUCCCCCACCGCCACCCCCGCCUCCCACGGCCGCUCCCCCGGUGACCUGCGGCCCGGGAUAUACGCACCGGCGUGGAGGCUGCGUGUCCCUUUGCAGAGUGUGCCCACUUUCUGCUACAACGGGGGCACGUGCCACCUCAUCGAGGCCAUUGGAGCGUUCUGCAGGUGCAGCGUGCAGGAGCACGUGCGGUACAAGGGGCUGCGCUGCGAGGGGGCCGCGUCGCACACCGCGGCGCGUGGCGGGGCGCUGGGAGCCGGUGGAGGCGCCCUCGCGCUGGGGCUGCUGCUCGUCGUGUGCCUCGCCCAGCGGGCACGGAGACUCCACGAGCACAACGAGCGCCUGCGGCAUGAGCACCCACAUUCGCCUCGCCGGCGUUCCCUCACCUCACCCGUGCCCUCACCUCACCAGCUAUCAUCAAACUCACCCCACCAGCUCUCCCACCUCACCAGCGCCCUCACCUAAAAAGUGUAUGUAAAGAACACUCCACUUUUUAUUUAUUGUGCUUGAUUUGGUUCUAUACUCGGUGCAGGUUCGUGAAGGAUUGGUUCAGCUAUCACUCGCCAGUGAUUUUAGCCGUGCGUAGGAAAUUGAGCUCGGGUCACCAGGUUUAUAGUGCUCAUCACUGCGCUACUGCUCCACCGUUAUGUCAUGAUAAUACUACUAAAGGUUAACAAUAUUAAGCCGAAGAAGAACCCCUAUUGGAUGCUGGGAAAUUUGAGGUGCGAGCCUGCCUUGCUAAAAUAUGUUUUUGUGUUGAAAGAGAAGCGCACAAUCUUUAUCGGUGUGAAAUUAAAGACACGAGCCAGAGCCGUGCGAUUGUGGCCAUGCAACUCAAACUGUGGACCACGCAGUCAAGCACCUGCAGUCCCGCGCUCCUUCAACGGAGGAAUCACGAACUCCCUCCGCUGAAGCCCUCUCGUCGUAGCGUGUGCGAGGAACGGAAUGGAGUUGAAACGAGAGAUGCCUCGCGCGCGUGCGGGAGUUGUGCACCCAGCGUGGAACAAGCGGCCAGCCGCAGGGCCGCUGAUGCCGGGGCUGUCGCAACAGGCGUGCUGAGGGUGCUCGCACAGGCAGGCGCCGUUUUGCCAGCACUGCGGAGGCAGCGAGGGUUGGCGGAUCGCGCAAAUGUCGACGGAUUGCCUUCCCGUGGGAGUCGAGGAGGAGCCCGUACCCUGGCUCGCGGGGAGAAGCGGUGACGGCAGCAAUGUGGACUCCCACCUCUUCUGUCUGGAUGGGCUCGAGUGUUUUCUUCCCGCGCACGCAUGUGAUUUCUCCUCGUGCUCUGGUUUCCUCUCACAUGCAAACACUCAGUAAUUGUCCGACAACACCUUCAUAUAGAGGACCGCAGAGCUUGGGGGGGUGGAGGGAUUUGGCACCGACUCGCUGCCUGGCUGCUGCAACCCUCCCGCGUGUCUGUGGCCGGUUGUAAACUACCUCGCCUGGUAUACAGGAGGUCGUGGCUUCGAUCUCGACCCUGACACCUGCUGUAUAUUUGGAGUUUGCAUGUCCUCAUGGUCGCGUGGAUUUUUUCAUUUGGUCCACAGGUUUUUCACCUCCACAUUUAGAAUCAACGUCACGCGUUUAUUCAAGUAUUUGACUGCUGUAAAUUUCCACGUGACGAUAAGCCACUUCGAUGAGCGGUCAUUUGUGGCCAGGUCGCUCCUGCAAAAGAGCUACAUAGCUCAGUAGGACUUAACCUGGUCAAAAAAUAUAUAGUUAAUAAUAGGUGUGGUUCCUCCUCGUGCCUCCGAGUCGUCUUCUCGCUCUCUGUCUUCGAGGAGUGAGUAUUGUGUGGUGUAGCAGCGGCUCGUUCCAACUUGACACUAUUCUUCUUAUUAAAAAACCUGUGUCAAGGUCUGAGCCAGACUAUGCUCGAGGCCUGGCCAAGGAGGACCCAACAGAGGUUGAAGAGGCACCCAGAGACGAAGGUUAUCACCGAAUAAGCAACAUAAAAAAAAUACGCAGAAAUCUGAUCGAGUGCACACGAGAGGCAAUAGCAAUUCACUCAAAAGUACCGUAUGCCGAUAUAUACGUUAAUUUUAUUACGUUCGUCAUAAAUUAAUGCUUCUCUUCGGCUUACUUCUCGUUUGUUUCGUUUUUACGGGGUUUGUUUUGUUUUCUUAUUCUAAAUUUUAAAAAAUUCAGUGGAAAAAAAACGCAGAGUAAAUGCACGUCGUGUCAUUUGUCCGUGCAUGCAUUUUACACGGUUCAGUCCGUUUUGCCUGCCCGCUGCAUUCUGUAUCCUCACAGCCACUUGCUUACACCAAAGCCACGUGGUUAAAACCACGAAACGCUCCACCACCCUGUGGGCCUUACACCGCUCCUCCAGUCCCUUCGUUCAUCCUCCCCUCCACCCCUCAUCACCUCGCAGCAGCAGCAGCAUCACCUCACACGCUGUGCACCACAGUUUAUGGUUUGUAAAUUACAGUGUACGGUUUGUUUUUUUAAUUGGGGCGCCAGGGUGGCGAGAUGUUAAAAUACCUCGCCUGGUAUGCAGGAGGUUAUGGCUUCGAUCCCGACCCUGAUGCCUGCCGUAUAUUUGGAGUUUGUGUGUCUCUCUCUCUCUCCGUGGUCGCGUUGAUUUUUCUCCGAGUCCUCCGGUUUUUCUCUCCACAUUUAGAAUCAACACGUGUUUAGAGCAUUUGACCGCUAUAAAUGUCCACGUGAUGAGCCACUUCGUUCAGCAAUCGUUUUUGAUGGCCAGGUCGCUUCUGAGAAAGAAAGAGCUACAUAGCUCGGUGGGCCUUAGCUCGUAAAAAUAAAUAGUAGUAAUUACCUGUCUAGUUAUUAUUCUCCAUAUUUGUGCAUGAAAAUAUCUUAGUUGUGUUAAAAAGUGUUAUUUUAGCAGGUUUUGGGUAAGAAACCCCUUUCUUAUGAAUAUAUCUUAGAUAAUAUAAUGGGACCCUAUGGGAAAAUAGGUUUCGAUAUAAGAUUUUUCAUUAUACGUUCAGGUUUUUUAAGAACACAACCAUGCUGUACGUAUUAUGAGGUGCU